AUGUGGAAUUUGUUGACCCAAAAAACGGCACAUGGAAACUUUCUGAGGGAAAAAGAAUCACAGAGGUAUCAUCGUUCCCUUACUAGCGUGAAAUCUGUUAUCAGCACACAUAAACCUCCUAAAGAUGUACCUCGCCUUCAAUUCAAUUCUAAACGGCUUCAUAUUCUUAAGGACCGAAAUGACGAAAUUGAGCAUCAAAAUCAGAUUCUCCUGGAUAAAAUGUACAAAAUUGAUAUAGGCAAUGCCUUUGAGUAGCGCGCUAGCGCCCGAGGCUUCCCGACGAAGUCUGGGCGGUGGUUUGACCAGCUGAUGUUGGUCAAACCAACAUCCAAAAUGACAAAUUCUUCUCAUAUAGAAGAUUUGUCAAAUUGGAUGCUGGUUUGACCAACAUCAGCUGGUCAAACCACCGCCCAGACUUCGUCGGGAAGUCUCGGGCGCUUAGCGCACUACUGAAAGGCAUUGCUUAUAGUAAGCCUUCGGCUUUAAACCCAAUAAACUGCUUACCUAAAACUGCUAGAGUGAAUAGCUCAAAUUCAGCUAGGAGGAAUAGAAAUUUAAACCGAAUUUCUAGCGAAAAUAAAGUAAAAACCAAUUAGACGUUUUUUAAAAGGCUAAAAAGAGCUGAAAGUGCGUAUUCAAUUGAAAAAUGGAAUGAAGAAGAGCAGAGAAGGAGCUAUUUAAAAGAAAAUAUAAGUAGAAGUUCUAGGGGAUGCUCAAGAAAAAAUAAACUCGUGCAAGACAGUGAAGUGUCAGAUUUAAUUGCAAAAAUAUUGUCAAGAAAGCCCAUGACAGCUAGAGAAGUUCUAUAA
Molecule: messenger RNA, 809 nt
Organism: Blepharisma stoltei
Lineage: Eukaryota; Ciliophora; Heterotrichea; Heterotrichida; Blepharismidae
Source: the annotation of a GenBank genome assembly